Hydractinia symbiolongicarpus is the source of this 2189-nucleotide messenger RNA. RefSeq lists its product as uncharacterized. The coding region runs from base 261 to 1991 and encodes 576 amino acids. The record is from RefSeq and is a predicted model, not a curated record. The transcript is spliced from 2 exons. Gene Ontology annotation, molecular function: DNA binding; site-specific DNA-methyltransferase (adenine-specific) activity. NCBI's taxonomy places the organism in Eukaryota, Metazoa, Cnidaria, Hydrozoa, Anthoathecata, Hydractiniidae.
ACAAAUUUUUGGAAGUUUGGAGGACUAUCACUUCAAACCAGUAUAUUCUAGACAUAAUUGAGCAUGGGGUUAAAAUUGAAUUUAUUAGUGUCCCAGUGUCAUCUUACCACCCAGUGAAGUUUUCACAAAAAGAUUGUAUAACUAUAAGUAAGGAAAUUCAACAACUUUUACAAAAGAAGGCAAUCCAGCAGGUACAAGCAACAAAUAACUGUUUUCUUUCAGGUAUAUUUAUUGUCCCUAAAAAAGAUGGUAGCUCAAGAAUGAUUAUCAACCUUAAACAGUUAAAUAGAUCUGUCAGAUAUCGCCAUUUUAAAAUGGAAACAUUGCAAGAUGUUUUAUGUCUUAUCAAACCAGGUGUUUGGAUGGGAAGUAUUGACUUAAAGGACGCAUACCACAGCAUCCCUUUUCAUAUUGACUUCCAAAAGUUCUUAGCUUUUUCUUGGGAUGGACAGUUUUACCAAUUUCUAGCUUUACCCUUUGGAUUUGGUCCAGCUGUUAGGAUCUUCACCAAAGUUCUUAAAGCACCCUUUAAAGUACUAAGAGGGGCAGGUCAUGUAUCUGUUGUAUAUAUAGAUGAUUCUUAUUUGCAAGGUGACACUUAUGAAUCAUGCCAAAGAAACAUUAUGGCAACUGUCUCACUUUUGAGCAGCUUAGGAUUUACUGUACAUCCAAACAAGUCAAUUCUUGUGCCUACCCAAUGUAUGGUGUUUUUAGGGUUUGUGUUAAACUCUGCUCAGAUGACAAUAGCCUUAAGCGAGGAAAGGGUCAUAAAAUUAAAGUGUCUAUGUAAGGACUUGCUGUACAUGCAUCACCCCACAGUUAGGUUUGUUUCCAGGGUUAUUGGAACAUUAGUUUCUGCCUUUGAUGCCGUGAAGUAUGGCAAGUUACAUUACAGGUCCUUGGAGACAGAUAAGAAUCUAGCACUCAAACUAGGCCAUGGAAAUUUUGAUUCAAAGGUUUUUAUUUCAGAGUUUUCUAUUAAGGAUUUACAGUGGUGGCUCACAAUGGCUCAGUUUACCAGACCUAUACAAUUGCCUAAAAUUGAUCUUAUUUUAUCCUCUGAUGCUAGUCUUCAAGGAUGGGGUGGCACUGACGGAAACUCUCAAAUAGGGGGGCGUUGGUCUGAAGGAGAAUUACCUGAGCAUAUCAAUACUUUAGAGUUGUUGGCUGCAUUUUUUACACUCAAAGCCUUCUUGAAAAUAAGACAUUUUAGACAUGUUCAGUUAAGAUUGGAUAACACCACAGCUGUGGCCUACAUAACAAAGAUGGGGGGCCUUCACUCCAUUGGUUGUAAUAAAUUGGCUGUUGAAAUAUGGGAAUUUGCUAGAACAUGUGAUGUUUGGUUAUCAGCCUGUCAUAUACCUGGUGUAUUAAAUACUAUAGCUGAUUAUAAAUCAAGACAAUUUCAGGAUAACAUUGAAUGGUCCUUGAAUGUAAAACAAUUUAACAUAAUUUCCGACAUUUUUUGGAAAUUUGAUAUUGACCUUUUUGCAUCCAGACUCAAUGCAAAAUGUGAGGAUUAUUUUUCUUUAAGACCUGAUCCAGAUGCUAAAGCUGUAAAUGCCUUCGCUCAGACCUGGUCGAAUUUAAACUUUUAUGCCUUCCCACCAUUUAAUUUGAUUGGAAAAGUUCUUGCAAAGAUAAAUAUAGAUCAAGCCACAGGCAUUCUUGUAGUACCUUUCUGGUCUUCGCAGCCUUGGUUUCCUCAAGCAAUUAAUAUGUUAUACAGGACACCUGUGUUAUUUCCUCCUUCAUCUAGAUUAUUGUUUCUACCGGGAACAAAAAGACAACAUCCUCUACACCAAACCUUGUCGCUGCUCAUGCUGCCUGUCUCCGGGAAUCGUUACAAGGUAAAGAGCUUCCAUCAGACACUGUCGAUAUCAUUGCAGCAUCAUGGAGAGAAGGUACCCAGAAACAAUACUCGGGUCCAAUCAGACGAUGGAUACAAUAUUGCACUGGGAGGUCGAUUGAUCCCUAUCAUCCAAAUGUGAAAGAUGUGUUAAUACACCUUACUGAAUUAUUCAAAGAGAUGUUAUUGGUAGUGUGACAAGUCUUCAUGAUCUUGGUGCCUCGCUCUUGGACUCAGUUAUGGAAGCGACAAGUCAUGAAUCUUAGUUUGCGUUCUUUUUAACAUUUACAUACUGAUUGUAACAUUAUAUUGUUUAAAGAAGUUUGCUCAGUUAUUCAAA